Molecule: messenger RNA, 2598 nt
Organism: Scomber scombrus (Atlantic mackerel)
Lineage: Eukaryota; Metazoa; Chordata; Actinopteri; Scombriformes; Scombridae
Product: zinc finger protein 850-like
Exons: 5
Coding region: 1-2598 (865 amino acids)
Biological process (GO): regulation of transcription by RNA polymerase II
Molecular function (GO): DNA-binding transcription factor activity; RNA polymerase II cis-regulatory region sequence-specific DNA binding
Source: RefSeq, a predicted model, not a curated record
AUGGAACAAUCAGGCUCACCCCCUGCUGCCACUGAUGAACAGAUACAAACAGGACUGCACUGUGAAAAAGCCCUCACUACAUCACAAUGUUUGAAAAUCCAUCCGAGAGCUGACACACAAGAGAAACAUCACAGCUGUGACCAUUGUGGGAAAGUGUUCCACAAAAAGUGUCAUUUAACACGCCAUCAACGCAUUCAUACUAGAGAGAAACCGUACAGCUGUGACCAGUGUGGGAAAGCUUUCGCUGUAAAGAGUACUCUAAAACUCCACCAGUAUGUUCAUCUUGAAAGGAAACCAUACUGUUGUGGGCAAUGUGGGAAAACUUACACCACAGAGAGUUAUCUAAAAGUCCAUGAACGCAGUCAUACUGGAGAGAAACCGUACAGCUGUUACCAAUGUGGGAAAGCUUUCGUUACAAAUACUGAAUUAAAAAUACACUACCGCAUUCACACUGGCGAGAAACCGUAUAGUUGUGCCCAAUGUGGACGGAGUUUCACUCAGGCCACAGAUUUAAAAAGACACCAACUUACUCACACUGGAGACAAGCCGUACAUCUGUGGGCAAUGUGGGAAAUCAUUUACUCAAGAGAGUACCUUAACUCGCCACCAACGCAUCCACAGUGGAGAGAAACCUUACCGGUGUGACCAGUGUGGGAAUUCUUUUGCUAGAGACAGUCAUUUAAAACGCCACCAACACAUUCACACUGGAGAGAAACCGUUCAGCUGUGACCAACGUGGAAUAGCUUUCAUUGAUGAACGUAAUUUUAAAAUGCAUCAACGUGUUCACACCGGAGAGAAACCGCACAAGUGUGACCAGUGUGGGAAAGCUUUUUCUAGAGAUUUUGAUCUAAAAAGCCACCAACGCAUUCACACUGGAGAGAAGCCGUACACUUGUGCGCAAUGUGGGAAAGCUUUCACUACAAAAAGUGAUCUAACGAGACACCAACGCACUCACGCAGGAGCGAAGCCGUACAUCUGUGACCUAUGUGGGAAAAUGUUCAGUGCCAACAAUUCUCUACAAGUCCACCGACGCACUCACACUGGAGAGAAGCCAUAUUGCUGUGACCAAUGUGGGAAAGGUUUCAUCACAAAAUUGAGUCUAGAAACGCACCAACGUAUUCAUACAGGUGAGAAACCAUACAGCUGUGACCAAUGUGGGAAAGUGUUCACUACAAAUGGCGCCUUAAAAAUCCACUACCGUAUUCACACUGGAGAGAAACCGUUCAGCUGUGACCAAUGUACGAAAGCUUUCGCUACAAAAGCUGAAUUAAAAUUACACCAACGUAGUCAUACAGGUGAGAAACCGUACAGCUGUGACCAAUGUGGGAAAGCUUUCACUACAGGUAGUUAUCUACAAAUCCACCAACGUAUUCACCGUGGUGAGAAACCAUACAGCUGUGACCAAUGUGGGAAAGCUUUCACUACAGGUAGUUAUCUACAAAUCCACCAACGUAUUCACCGUGGAGAGAAACCGUACAGCUGUGACCAAUGUGGGAAACGUUACACUGCAAAUGGUGCCUUAAAAACCCACUACCGUAUUCACACCGGAGAGAAACCAUACAGAUGUGACCAAUGUGGUAAAGCUUUCACUAAAAAGUGCAGUCUACAAACCCACCAACGUAUUCAUACAGGUGAGAAACCGUACAGCUGUGACCAAUGUGGGAAAGCUUUUAUCGAAAAUGGCGCCUUAAAAAUCCACUACCGUAUUCACACCGGAGAGAAACCAUACAGCUGUGACCAAUGUGGGAAAGCUUUUGCUACAAACGCUGAAUUAAAAUUGCACCAAUUUUUUCAUACAGGUGAGAAACCGUAUAGCUGUGACCAAUGUGGUAAAGCUUUCACUACAGGUAGUAAUCUACAAGUCCACCAACGUAUUCACACCGGAGAGAAACCAUACAGUUGUGACCUAUGUGAUAAAUCUUUCACUAAAAAGUGCAGGCUACAUACCCACCAACGUAUUCAUACAGGUGAGAAACCGUACAGCUGUGACCAAUGUGGGAAAGUGUUCACUACAAAUGGCGCCUUAAAAAUCCACUACCGUAUUCACACUGGAGAGAAACCGUUCAGCUGUGACCAAUGUACGAAAGCUUUCAGUACAGGUGGUUAUCUACAAAUCCACCAACGUAUUCACCGUGGAGAGAAACCAUACAGCUGUCACCAAUGUGGGAAACGUUACACUACAAAUGGUGCCUUCAAAACCCACUACCGUAUUCACACCGGAGAGAAACCAUACAGAUGUGACCAAUGUGGUAAAGCUUUCACUACAGGUGGUUAUCUAAAAAUCCACCAACGUAUUCACACCGGGGAGAAACUAUACAGCUGUGACCAAUGUGGGAAACGUUACACUACAAAUGGCGCCUUAAAAACCCACUACCGUAUUCACACUGGAGAGAAACCACACAAGUGUGGGCAAUGUGGGAAAACUUUCACUCAGGAGAGUACCCUAACUCGCCACAGACGUGUUCACACUGGAGAGAAACCAUUCUGGUGUGAGCAGUGUGGAAAUGGUUUUGCUAGAGCCAGUCAUUUAAAACGCCACCAACGCAUUCACACUGGUGAAAAACUCAAGAGGGGAGCUCUUAGUGUGUGCUCCGUAUGA